UAUGGCGGCCAAAAUGGGUCAAAAAAGUCAUACUUUAGUAUGUCGUCCAAAACUUCACAAAAAGGUUAAAGUGCUUUAUAAGGGCAUAGAAAUGCAUUAAGAAAAUCAUAGAAUAAAAGCAAGACAUUAAAAUGACAUUAAUCAAAAUAAAAGGUAGACACUGAAAUUACAUUAAAAUUAAAAUAGUUAUUAAAAUCAGAAGAGAUAAAAGUGUGAUUUGCCAACACAAAGUGUAUUCAAAACACAAGAAUGAAUUGAUAACUAAGAUGAUUAUUUGGGGAUUUAAGAAAAAGCUUUUACAUCUAUAAUCAGUCCAUUAUAAUCAGUCCAUUAUGUUAUAUCAAACACAACUUUUCACACCAAAACAAUGCGUAUGUCAUGUUCCAGUUCCACUGUAUUCUUUUCCCUGUAUAGCCUCAUAUAGACAUAGUAUAGACCUCAUUUAUCUUUUUUGGCAGGUCAGUCGUUGCUUCAUGAUGUGGGGUGUCGCGUUGAUUUUUCUUUCCUGUGUCCAGGCUGAAGUGAUGUCACAUGAAAUUACUGUGAAGUGUCGUGAAUAUUAUGGUUUCCCACCCAUCAGUAAUACCACUCCAUCUUUCCUUGCGGACUUAAAAGGGGAGCUGGUGACAGUGGAAGAGAAUACGAUGCUAAACAUCAGCUGGGCCGUCAACAUUGAUGCUAGUAUUAAAUAUCUGAAGGGCACUUAUAUCACAAUUGAUGGGGAAUCAUACCACUGUGACUACAAGCCACAUCUGAGUGAAGACAUCACUGAGUCAAAGCAGAGAUGGUUUAGUUUUUUAAUAGAGGCAAGCAAUGGUUUCACCUCCAUCCAAGUCACCAAUCUCCCUCUACCUCCUCUUGGGAGUGACUCCUCUUAUAAGACUCUACUUUUUAACAUCCCAAAGCAGUCUAUGCAAGUAUCUACAGCUAGUGUAACGCUAGAGACUGCUCAAGUCUCUACAGUUGAGACCCCUGCUUCAACUGUGAGGGGAGAAGUUGAACAUAUCACUAUCGCCAUCGUAGGAGGACUGGCUGUUUUGAUGAUCCUGACCAUGUGCUGCAUUAUCUGUAAAUCCAACAUUUUUUUUAAAUGCACAUUUAGUGAUAAGGGACAAAGGCACGAAAACUGGGCUUUAUAUAGAAUAGAAUAGAAUAGACAUGAGACGCGACGCAAAAUAGGAAGACCCGUCUAAUUUUAAAGAUACAUCCAUGUUCAGCAGGAGAAUGUGCAGGUCUGAAAAGGCAGCAUGAAAAUAACAGUAGUAAGAAUUGUGACAGUGUGGGAAAGAAGAAGCGAGUAAGAAUGAAAAAAGACGUCAUUAGCAGGAAUUCUAACAGAAGUGAGAAUUCUAUCUAAUAGGAUUAGAUUCAGUGUGGAUUAUUUCCGAGCAAAUUAUAUUAAUUUAAUAGAACUAUCAAAAACUAAAAGUUGCAAAGGAAUUGUAAGUUUUCAAUUUGCUAAAUGUCUUGUCAAAUUGCAAUUCAUUCAUUCACUCCAACAAAAUGCAGGACUUCUCCACUCACUCCUCCCUUUCCCAUGUGCAUCAUUGAACUACAGUGGCCUUUCCAUAUAGGACAGGAAGUAAACAUCCUCUCUUUAUCAUUCUUUUUCAUUUGAGUAGUAAGGUUCCACGUCAAAAUGCCAAGCAUGUAGAAACAUGUAACUAUUUAUUUCUAAAUGAUUAUAUGCUUGUACAAAAAACCUUAUGGGCAGUAAAUUGAAUUUCACACAAACACACA
This is a messenger RNA of Solea solea (common sole), 1740 nucleotides long. RefSeq lists its product as uncharacterized. NCBI's taxonomy places the organism in Eukaryota, Metazoa, Chordata, Actinopteri, Pleuronectiformes, Soleidae. The coding region runs from base 333 to 1151 and encodes 272 amino acids. The record is from RefSeq and is a predicted model, not a curated record. The transcript has 9 exons.